Molecule: messenger RNA, 2370 nt
Organism: Perognathus longimembris pacificus (Pacific pocket mouse)
Lineage: Eukaryota; Metazoa; Chordata; Mammalia; Rodentia; Heteromyidae
Gene: Iqcb1
Product: IQ motif containing B1
Exons: 15
Coding region: 258-2051 (597 amino acids)
Biological process (GO): cilium assembly
Cellular component (GO): cilium
Molecular function (GO): calmodulin binding
Source: RefSeq, a predicted model, not a curated record
GCAAAGCCGAAGGGCGGCUGAGGUAACUGGCCUGCGGCCGUGGCCCGGCAAAGACGCCCCGGACCAACUGAAACGGGCCGUGUAGGACCUCUUCACGAGAGAAUCGGCCUGCGCCACGCUCUGUCUGUGGAAAUCUGAGUGGAAACUGAGGCCGGAGUGCUUCGUGGAGGCAGCAAAGGAAGGGCACAGCCUGGAGAAGUGAUUCCCAAAAGAUCCAGGCUAAGACUGAGGCCGGAGCUGGCAACGGGGUGAUAGAAAUGAAGCCAACAGGUACAGAUCCAAGGAUCCUAUCUCUAGCUGCUGAAGUUGCAAAUAGUCCUGAACAGAAUGUCCCUGUUGUAUUGUUGAAGUUAAAAGAGAUAAUAAACACACCUUUAGGAAGCUCCGAGUUGAAGAAAGUUAAACAAGACAUAUAUUGUUAUGAUCUUGUUCAAUAUUGCCUCUUGGUUCUCAGUCAAGAUUGUUCUAGAAUCCAGGGUGGUUGGACUACCAUUUCCCAACUUACACAGAUAUUAAGCCAUUGCUGUGUGGGCUUAGAACCAGGGGAAGAUUCAGAAGAAUUCUACAAGGAAUUACUUCCAUCCGCUGCAGAAAUUUUUCUAGUUUUGGGAAGACAGUUGCAAACAUAUUUUGUCAAUGCAACUAAGGGUGAAGAAAAAGGUGAACUACUGCAUUUUUUCCAAAUUGUGACUGAUUCUCUCUUUUGGCUAUUGGGAGGCCAUGUUCAACUCAUACAGAAUGUGCUACAAAGUGGUCAUUUCUUACACUUAAUGCAAACCGACAAUGUUCAAAUAGGAUCUACAGUCAUGAGUCUACUAGAGAAUAUACUACGGAUUAAUAGUGGUGAUUUACUCAAAAUAGGAGGAAAAACACUGCAUUCCAUUUUAGAUGAACUUAUUUUCAAGCUUUUAUCAACUCCUAGUCCAGUCAUAAGAAAUACUGCUGCAAAGCUCCUACUGUUGAUGGCUGAAUCUCAUCAGGAAAUUUUGAUUUUACUGCGAAUAAGUUCCUGCCACAAAGAACUUAUAAAUCUAUUAAAUAAACAAGAAAGCAGGACAGAAUUUAAUCAAGAGCUUAGACAGCUCAUUGGACUUUUAAGCCCUAAAGUCUAUCAGGAAAUAGAAGAGCAGAAAGUACAUCAUGCAGCUUGUUUGAUUCAAGCUUAUUGGAAGGGUUUCCAGACUAGAAAGAGAUUAAAGAAGCUUCCAUCUGCUGUGGUUGCUUUGCAGAGGAGUUUCAGAGCUAAACGAACAAAGAUGUUAUUAAAAGUGAAUAGGCAGAGGGAAGAAGAAGACCUCAGAUUAAGAAUGCAGCUUCAAAGACAGAGAGCUAUGAGACUUUCCCGAGAAUUACGACUGAAUAUGCUUGAAAUAGUUCAUCCAGGUCAAGUGGAGAAGUUCAAUAAGGAACUUGAAGAGAAGUCAGCACUUAUUAUCCAGAAACACUGGAGGGGAUACAGAGAAAGGAAGAAUUUUCUUCAGCAGAGGCCAUCUCUUAGAGAGUAUAAAGCAGCUGUUACACUUCAAAGAGCAGUUCUUAGAUUCCUAGCAAAGCGUCGUAAGCAAAGGAAACUAUUUGCUUCCUGGAACAGACUCCAAGAACUCCCUGAUGCACGCAGAGUGGAAUUAAAGCAACAAGUGGAUGACUAUGUCAGAAGACAUCCAGCUUCUCAGAUGUCAGAGGUAGCCAGCAGAGAGCUGCAUGCUCAAGCUCAAGAACGACUGCAGCAUUAUUUUAUGGGGAGAGUCAUAGAAGAAAGAUCCCAGCAGCACCGAGAUGCUCUUAUGGCUCAGAUCAGCACCAAUAUUGAACAGUUGAUGAAGGCACCAAAUCUGAAGGAGGCAGAAGGGAAAGAACCCGAGCAUUUCCUAAGCAGGUCUGGGCCAGUAGCAGCCAAGGCCAAGCAGGCCCAUUUCAACACACUGAAGCACAUACAAGCACCCUGGUGGAAGAAGCUUGAGGAAGAACUAGGCGAUGAGAUUGAUAUUCAACAGGAUGAGCUUAGCAUAGAAUUAGGAGCUUUAUUCACUGGUGGGACCAAACCCCCCUAGAAGUUAACAUGAAAACUGACACAAGUCCUGUAUUUCACGAAAUUUUGUUGAUACUACCUCUGGCCCGCUGCUAGAUGAGGGUUAUCCUAACUCACUUUUUGCCAAAGGAUUCUACCCAAACAAAAGUUGUAGGCACUAGGUAACAAGUUAUCUACCUCUCUCAAUUUUCUUAUUAUUCCAGACCCCUAUUUCUAGUCUCAUAAAUGGACUUGUAUAGCUUUUACUGUUGGACUAAAUUCAGCAUAGAAUUCUAUUGUUGAUGUGAAAUGGGAAAUUUCUUUUCAUUUGUUUUCCAACUAAAGGUUUUUUUCUAAAUAAA